Meriones unguiculatus (Mongolian gerbil) is the source of this 3250-nucleotide messenger RNA. It is a transcript of the gene Trim28, whose product is annotated as tripartite motif containing 28. Lineage: Eukaryota; Metazoa; Chordata; Mammalia; Rodentia; Muridae. The record is from RefSeq and is a predicted model, not a curated record. The transcript has 17 exons. The coding region runs from base 569 to 3070 and encodes 833 amino acids. Gene Ontology annotation, molecular function: protein binding; zinc ion binding; transcription corepressor activity.
CACCCGUGCGCUGGGGCUCUGUGGGUCAGCCUCGGUGCACCGUGCGGCGAGCCUGGGGGACUUCACGCACGUAUUCUGCCGGUGGAUUCCGCACUCGCGGCAUUGCCACGCAGACCCCGAAGGGUCGGCCGAGAGUGGAAGGAAGGGCAUUGGCGCGUGCGUAAUCUGCGUGGGCCCCGCCCCCGAGCUGCGGUGUCCAGCGCGCGUGCGCGGUGUCGUCGGCGCCAGAUAUUUCUGUCCCGCCUCCAGGCCACGGCUCUUUCUGCGAGCGGCGCGCGGUCGGGAGGUUGUUAGCAAGUCUUGCGGCGUGAGUCUCAGCAGCAAAGGAGAAGGCCGCGCUGGUGGUGCCGUCGUCUGCAGAGAGGCCGGUAGCCAAGCGGCUUGGCCGCAUCUAGGCGGCGCCUGGGGCGCGGCGGGCGUCGGCCCAGGAGACGCGUGGCGGCGCUCGGCCUCUCGGCAGCGGCGGCUGCCCGGCCGUUGGCGGCGAGCGCACUUGUGCGCCUGCGCAGCAGACUCAGCGCCCCUCCUCCCCCGGGUGGCCCCCCCCAUCUGCCCCGGCAGCGUGUGAAUGGCGGCCUCGGCGGCGGCUUCGGCGGCGGCUGCCUCGGUAGCCUCAGCGGCCUCUGGCAGCCCAGGGUCGGGCGACGGCCCGACGGGCGGCGAGAAGCGCCCCGCCGCCCCUUCAGCCUCGGCGGCCUCGGCAUCCGCGUCGUCCCCCGCAGGGGGUAGUGGCGAGGCGCAGGAGCUUCUGGAGCAUUGCGGCGUGUGUCGCGAGCGCCUUCUGCCUGAGCGGGAUCCGCGGCUGCUGCCCUGCCUACACUCUGCCUGUAGUGCCUGCCUGGGCCCCGCCGCGCCAGCCGCAGCGAAUAAUUCGGGGGAUGGCGGCGCGGCGGCCGACGGCGCUAUGGUGGAUUGUCCAGUGUGCAAGCAGCAGUGCUACUCCAAAGACAUCGUGGAGAAUUAUUUUAUGCGAGAUAGUGGCAGCAAGGCUUCUUCUGAUUCCCAGGAUGCUAACCAGUGCUGCACUAGCUGUGAAGAUAAUGCCCCAGCCACCAGCUAUUGUGUGGAAUGCUCUGAGCCACUUUGUGAGACCUGUGUGGAGGCCCACCAGCGGGUGAAGUACACCAAGGAUCACACUGUGCGCUCCACGGGGCCUGCUAAGACUCGAGAUGGUGAACGAACAGUCUAUUGUAAUGUACACAAGCAUGAACCCCUUGUGUUGUUUUGUGAGAGCUGUGAUACUCUCACCUGCCGGGACUGCCAGCUCAACGCCCACAAGGACCAUCAGUACCAGUUCUUGGAAGAUGCAGUGAGAAACCAACGUAAACUCUUGGCUUCCUUGGUGAAACGUCUUGGGGACAAACAUGCCACACUGCAAAAAAACACCAAGGAGGUUCGCAGCUCGAUCCGCCAGGUGUCUGAUGUGCAGAAGCGUGUACAGGUUGACGUCAAGAUGGCCAUUCUGCAGAUCAUGAAGGAGCUAAAUAAGCGGGGCCGGGUUCUGGUCAAUGAUGCUCAGAAGGUGACUGAGGGGCAGCAGGAGCGCCUGGAGCGCCAGCACUGGACCAUGACCAAAAUCCAGAAGCAUCAGGAACACAUUUUGCGCUUUGCCUCUUGGGCUCUGGAGAGUGAUAACAAUACAGCCCUCUUGCUUUCUAAGAAACUGAUCUAUUUCCAGCUGCAUCGUGCCCUCAAAAUGAUUGUGGAUCCUGUGGAGCCUCAUGGUGAGAUGAAGUUUCAGUGGGAUCUCAAUGCCUGGACCAAGAGUGCUGAGGCUUUUGGCAAGAUUGUGGCUGAGCGUCCUGGUACAAACUCCACAGGUCCUGGGCCCAUGGCUCCUCCAAGAGCUCCAGGGCCCCUAAGCAAGCAAGGUCCUGGCAGCAGUCAGCCCAUGGAAGUACAGGAGGGCUAUGGCUUUGGGUCAGAUGAUCCAUACCCAAGUGCAGAGCCACAUGUGUCAGGCAUGAAGCGGUCCCGCUCUGGUGAGGGGGAGGUCAGUGGCCUCAUGAGAAAGGUGCCACGUGUGAGCCUUGAACGCCUGGAUCUGGAUCUCACCGCCGAUAGUCAGCCACCAGUCUUCAAGGUCUUUCCUGGAAGCACCACUGAGGACUACAAUCUGAUUGUUAUUGAGCGUGGUGCUGCUGCUGCAGCUGCUGGUCAGGCUGGGACUGUGCCACCAGGAGCCCCUGGUGUUCCACCGCUGCCUGGCAUGGCCAUUGUCAAGGAAGAAGAGACAGAAGCUGCUAUUGGAGCCCCUCCUGUUGCCACUGAGGGUCCUGAGACCAAGCCUGUGUUGAUGGCUCUGGCUGAAGGCCCUGGUGCAGAGGGACCUCGUCUGGCUUCACCUAGUGGCAGUACCAGUUCAGGCCUGGAGGUGGUGGCUCCUGAGGGUACUUCAGCCCCAGUAGUUGGGCCAGGUAUUUUGGAUGACAGUGCCACUAUCUGCCGUGUCUGCCAGAAGUCAGGUGACCUGGUCAUGUGCAACCAGUGCGAGUUCUGCUUCCACCCAGAUUGCCACCUCCCCGCCCUGCAGGAUGUUCCAGGGGAGGAAUGGAGUUGCUCACUCUGCCAUGUGCUCCCUGACCUAAAGGAGGAAGAUGGAAGCCUUAGCCUGGAUGGAACAGAUAGCACUGGUGUGGUAGCUAAGCUCUCGCCAGCCAGCCAGCGGAAAUGUGAGCGUGUCCUGCUGGCCCUGUUCUGCCAUGAACCCUGCCGCCCCUUGCACCAGCUGGCUACUGACUCUACGUUUUCCAUGGAGCAGCCUGGUGGUACCCUAGACCUUACCCUGAUUCGUGCUCGCCUCCAAGAGAAGCUGUCACCCCCUUAUAGUUCCCCCCAGGAGUUUGCCCAAGAUGUGGGCCGCAUGUUUAAACAGUUCAACAAACUGACUGAGGACAAGGCGGAUGUGCAGUCCAUCAUCGGUCUGCAGCGCUUCUUUGAGACGCGCAUGAACGAUGCCUUUGGUGACACCAAGUUUUCUGCUGUGCUGGUAGAACCGCCACCGCUAAACCUUCCCAGUGCUGGCCUAAGUUCUCAGGAGCUGUCUGGUGGCCCUGGUGAUGGCCCCUGAAGCUGGGGCUCUUGUAGACAGCACAGUCCAGCCCUGGUCGGUCUCUGUCCUCACCCCAUACCCAUUCCUCCUGGUGGCCUGACUCCUGCUCUUGCUGGCCCCUUCCCUCAGUCCCUCCUCACAAAAUGGUUUUUACUUCUGUGGAUUUAAUAAAAACUUCACUGAGUUGCUCAUGCCUCA